UCAGUUUCAGUAGCAGUUCGAGUUCGAUUCGGACAGCUAAUGGCAUCAACAUAUCGUAAAAUAAAAAGUUUAGGCCCGGCCAAAAUCGCUCCCAAUCGAGAAACCAAUUCGCCCCUAAUGAACUCCAUUUUGGCUGCUAAGUGUUGACCAAGUGACUUUUGCUGGUUUCCAUUAAGGACAAAUGGGGAAAACAAUCAAAGUAAUUGGAUGUGCUGGAGUCGGCACUCUGCUCAUAUUGCUGCUGCCUCUUUGCCUGAUCCAAAAUUAUAGUGCACCAAGUGGUAAUGGUCACUCGAAUGUCUCGCACACAGUGGUCAUCACACCUGCUCCUGCUCCCGCUGGCCCACUUGAAUCUGGAAGGGAUGCGAUGUUGCGACUGCAUCGCCAGAAACGCUACCUGCUCUUCCCCGAGGGCUCGUCCUUUCAGCUGGUGUUCGACAUCAUCAUACCCAUCAUAGACUACACCAACUACGCCAUCCUGGGCAUCACCUGCUCCGUGGCCUGGGAGCUGCCCAGUAAGCCGCCCAGCGAGCUGAUUGAAAACGUGCUCACGCGCAUCAACGACGGCACCAUCGGCACUGUCCGCCGGAACGGCAGCGUACCCGAUCCAGAACCUGACCCUCCAUCCCAGCCCCUAACCCACUCGCAGAACCUGGAACUGGACAAUCGAGGAGCAGACACGGCUAAUUGGCAGGCAGUGCACGCACCGCCGGCGAAUCCACCGGCAUAUGCGGCCAAUGAGCAUGACUCCCACUCGUAUUACACGAAUAUCCAGCGCAUCCCGGCCGCUUACCCAUAUGCAAAUGCAAAUGCGAAUGCGGAUGCAAAUGCAAAUGGACAGCAGAGCCAGGCGGCGAUUCCUGCUAAUUGGCAUGCGCGACAGUCGCCCGCUGAGUGGCAGCAAAGGGUGAAGACGACGGGCGCUGACAACUGGUGGACACGAAAUGGACAGCGAGUGCAGCAGAACUGGCGAGAAAAACAGCGCAUAUGGGGCCCCUCGAAGUGGGACUAUGCCUACUCCCAGCGACCCCGAGAAGUGCUACGAGCACCACCCAAACAUCACAUAUAUCCCGUUUUCGCUCGGCGGAGGAGGCGACGCAGUCUUGAUCAGGAUGCCCACUUCGAGCGACUCCACCUGCAGCAGCAUCUCAGCUCGAGGCAGCUGCUCUUUGGCAAAAUCGAACGCCUGUACAAGUCGCGACGACUAAAUGGUACCUCCUGUGUGCUCCGCGCACUCUGCGAGUCCUCCCAAAGGCAACAGCAUGUCCUUCGAGGGACGAAUGCGGUCAGGCCACAAAGCUUUAUAAUGGAAAUACUCUCGGCCAUCUUUCAAUUGCCCAGCAGCGAUGACGUGGAGGAGCUGGAGGAACUUGAGCUAAUGAUUUCCCCUAAUUAUCUGGAGGCACAUCGGCAGAAGGGCAACUGUCGGCAAAUCUACGGUGACUGUAAUCACACGUUCUGGUUGGAUUGAACAUAAAAACACAAUAAAAGUCUGGGAAUUAUGUG
This is a messenger RNA of Drosophila melanogaster (fruit fly), 1506 nucleotides long. RefSeq lists its product as uncharacterized. Lineage: Eukaryota; Metazoa; Arthropoda; Insecta; Diptera; Drosophilidae. The coding region runs from base 182 to 1471 and encodes 429 amino acids. The transcript has 4 exons. The record is from RefSeq and is marked reviewed.